AUGGCCGAUCUCUCCUACGACCACCCAACAGCCGUCUACGCGCUGGCUCCCUGCCGCAACGCGGACGCGACAGACCUCAUUGCCGUCGGCGGCGAGCACUCGGUUGACGUCCUACAAGUCACAGACGCAGCGUGUCUCCCCCUCGCGUCCUUCCACGUUGGGUCGCGCAUAACCGCCCUCGCAUGGUCGUCUCGCUCCGUCUCGCCAUCUGCAGGCGACAAAUGGGUCAUCGAACUCGCCUGCGCUGGUGCUGACUUUGGCCUCCAUCUCCUCACCAAGUCCUCGAGUGCCUCCGAGUACAUCUUCUCCUUCGGCGGUGGGCUCAGCGGCCACCAUGGCAAGGUCAACGAUAUGGUCUUCUGUGGCGGUUGGGACGAGGACAGCGCGCGCUACGUCGCGACUGUGUCAAACGACAAAAUGCUCAUGGUCUGGGACCUCUACCCCUCCAUCGACAUCCCCUCCACCUUCCCUUCUCCCAGCCCUACUCCCGACUACGCCAUGACCCCCGAGGAGAACGCCCGGCCCCAGCCAACCGCCUACGUGAUCCCUUUUCCCCACCCGCUCACCUCCAUCCGCGCCCACCCCGCCACUAGCAAGGAGUUCCUCGUCUCUGAUUGCCACGGCUCCCUCUUCCUCACCGACUGGCGCACCGAUCCCGAAGACGGCGACGAUGCGCUGCGCCACUCGAGUGUCAUCGAGCUCGUGGAACCAUCCGCCCUGGCCGCAGCGUGCAUGGGCUCGACGAAACAGUGGGCUGCGUCGGUCGAUUGGAGGGUCGACGCUAUUGAUAUAAUUGGAGGUGUAUAUGGGGCCAAGUUCGCUCUGUGGGACAUCUCCAAGCUGCGAGGAGGAACGCCGACAGUCACAGGAAACACCUUCCCUGAAGGCGGCCAGAUCUUCCGCUGGUGUCCAACCUACCCAGAACACUUUGCUAUCUCAACCCAAUCUCCUACCAAAGGCGCCAUUAUUCACGUCCACAACUGCAACUUCGUGCAUGCAGCCCCAACGCCCUUCGUCGUCCGCCCCAGACCGCACUUCAUCCGCGCCUUCGACUUCCUCUCCAUGAGUGGGAUCCCACGUAUCGCCGCCGCAAUUGGACGCUCAGUCAUUGUGUUUUCUAUUGGUGUGGAUACAUGA
Molecule: messenger RNA, 1137 nt
Organism: Cyclocybe aegerita
Lineage: Eukaryota; Fungi; Basidiomycota; Agaricomycetes; Agaricales; Hemipholiotaceae
Source: the annotation of a GenBank genome assembly